UGAACUUAUGAAUUGAAGAAGUUAGUGUCACCAUCUUGUUUUCGUCCAGUUCGUUUACUUCCCGCUGCUGACGUUAACUUGGAAUCUCUCAAGGACCCAAAUCUAUGGAAAUGCUUACUGUUGAAAAGUUCCCUUAGAUUUCCAAAAACAUUCAAGGUAUUUUUUUGUUAAUGUCUUACAACAUUUGCUUCCCGGUGAGGAGGAGACCAUCUUGUUUUUCUUAUUCCUUGCUAUAUAGCAUUUGCUGCUUGCUUGAAUCCCAAGAAAAUUUAACCUCUAUUGCAAUUAAUCAAUGGGUGAAUAAUGUCAUCAAUAGUGAUAACUGGACAAGAUUUUUAAAAAGUGCCACAAAUACAAAAAUUUGAAAGUAAAUUUCAUAAUUAUGCCUUACUGUUUUUUUGCGUGGUGUUGAUGAGCCGUUGACGUAUAGAGGAAUAGGAUGUGGCCUUAUUUGCUGUAGGAUGUGGCCCUAACCCUAAUAGGAUGAGAAAUCUUUGCUCAACUUGGCUUUGAGUGGAAUCAACCUUGAAGUAUCCUUCUCAAAAAAAGUCUUCUCUUACGUCUUCUUCACCGCCCCAAUCACCUUCAUCUCUUCCGAUCUGUAUAAACUUCAGAAUGCUUUCCCUUGAGAAUGUUUGCCUCUUCUUUCUAUAGUUUUCCAUGAAGUCUUCUUCUUCUUCUUCAUCUUCUCGUUGCUGGAGAUACGAUGUUUUCCCAAACUUCAGAGGGGAAGAUGUCCGCCAAUCAUUAAUCAGCCAUCUUCGUAAGGAACUUGAUGGCAAAUUAGUCAAUACAUUCAACGACACCAGGAUCGAAAGAAGCCGCAAAAUAAACCCAGAGCUUUUAUUGGCGAUAGAAGGGUCUAGGAUCUCACUUGUCGUCUUCUCUAAAAACUAUGCUUCUUCCACGUGGUGCUUAGAUGAAUUGGUGAAGAUCCAAGAGUGCCAUGAGCAGUUGGAUCAAAUGGUGAUUCCUAUUUUCUACAACGUAGAUCCCUCUCAUGUUAGAAAACAGACCGGAGAGUUUGGUAAGGUCUUUGUAGAGACCUGCAAGGGCAGAACAGAGAAUGAGAAGCGAAAAUGGAUGCGAGCUCUAACAGAGGUAGCAAAUCUAGCCGGUGAAGAUCUUCGGAAUGGGCGUAGCGAAGCAGAAAUGCUUGAAAACAUUGCCAAAGAUGUUUUAAACAAACUUAUUACCCCAUCAGAUAAUUUCAGUGACUUCGUCGGGAUUGGAGCUCAUAUAGAGACAUUGAUAUCAAUGUUGCGCUUCGACUCAGAGAAAGCGCGAAUGAUAGGGAUUUGUGGGCCUUCCGAAACUGGUAAGACUACCAUAGGAAGAGCUCUAUACAGCAAAAUCAAAAGCCACUUCCACCAUCGGGCUUUCGUAGCAUACAAGAGAACAAUGCCGAGCGAUUAUGACCAGAAGUUGUAUUGGGAAGAACAAUUUCUAUCAGAAAUUCUUUGUCAAAAGAAUAUAAAGAUAGAGGAAUGUGGUGUGGUGGAACAACGACUAAAGCACAAGAAAGUUCUUAUUGUUCUUGAUGAUGUCGAUGAUAUUGAGCUACUAAAAACGUUGGUAGGACGAAUCAGAUGGUUUGGAUCUGAGAGCAAAAUUGUUGUGAUUACUAAAAAAAGGGAACUUCUCAAAGCUCACAAGAUUGCACAUGUUUAUGAAGUGGAAUUCCCAUCAGAAGAAAUGGCUCAUCAAAUGUUUUGUCGAUAUGCUUUUGGGAAAAACUCCCCACCUCAUGGUUUCAGCGAGCUUGCAUUUGAAGCUGCAAAGCUUGCCGGUAAUCGUCCUAAAGCUCUGAAGCACUUUGGCUCGUCUUUUAGAAGGAUAUCGGACAAGGAAGAGUGGGCGAAGAUUCUAUCGGUACUCUGUAAUGAGAAUAAACUAAAAAUCAGCUAUGAUGGGUUAGAUGGCAAAGGUCAAGGUUACAUUGCGUGUUUAACCAAUGGUUCAAAUUCACAGUCUCAAAGAAACAUGGGCGCAAGCUCAAGUGUUUCCCAAGUGAAGGCAGAGUGGAUCCACUUGGCACUAGGCGUGUCUAUAUUACUUAAUAUCCGCAGUGACGGAACGACAUUUCUCAAACAUUUGAGCUACAAUCGAAGCGUGGCGCAACAAGCAAAAAUAUGGUGGUACGAGAAUUGUGAAAGAGUGUACAAGAAGUACAAUAUAUGUGGCAUAGAUAGCUCAACUGAUGGUGGUGGUAAGAAAGUUUGUGACGGUGGGUUAGACGGCAAAGAUCAAGGUUCAACGUAUGGACAAAGUUCAAAUUCUGAGCUUCAAAUAAACAUGGACGCAAGCAAUAGGAGAUAUGAACCUGUGAGUGAGACGCUUUUCAAAAAUUACGAUGCGUAUUUGCCGAAUGGUUUAACGGAUGGAAACUGUUCAAAUACCCAGCCUCAAAGAAAAUUGGACGCAAGCCUAAAGAAAGACAAAAUUGUGCAUGAGUGGAUUCGAACCGGUAGUGGCUUCUCUUUUGAUUUUCAGGGCCCAAAAUCUAUAGUGAGUGCUGCUCAAGUGGAGGAGAAAAAGAUCGAGUGUGGAGAAGGCGUGUACAUAACACUUGGCAGGCUCAGUGGCGGAAUUAUAGUCCUCAAACAUUUGGAGUUCAGCCGAAGAGUGGCGCAACAAGCAAAAGUUUGGUGGUCGGAAAAUUGGAUAAAAGUGUACGAGGAGCACAACAUCUGUGGCAUAGAUAAAUCAUUUGAUGGUAGGUUUGAUGAUAGACGUGUCAUUUGUCAAUUAAGACCAAACUGAAGCCCGGCCUGGUCCUUAAAAUAGUCAGGACUUGAGCUAUA
Messenger RNA from Arabidopsis lyrata subsp. lyrata, 2804 nucleotides. RefSeq names its product disease resistance protein RLM3. The record is from RefSeq and is a predicted model, not a curated record. Lineage: Eukaryota; Viridiplantae; Streptophyta; Magnoliopsida; Brassicales; Brassicaceae. Gene Ontology annotation, molecular function: ADP binding. The coding region runs from base 661 to 2763 and encodes 700 amino acids. The transcript has 7 exons. Gene Ontology annotation, biological process: signal transduction; defense response.